AUGAGUGGUGUAUUGCCAGAUGAUAAAGCUAGUGAGAAGAAGGACGGGAAGUUGUUAGCGGAAACGGAAAAGACUCAAGUGAAUUAUACUCCGGAUUCGCAGGACACAGGGAGUUACAAAUACUACCCAGAUGAUCCCGAGUCUACGUGGAACAGGUUUCGGUUUCAAGCGAAGGGCGACUCGCAGUUCUUCGACCCAUGUGAGGAGUCCAGUAAGAUGUCGAUGAAGUGUCUGGAGUUAAAUAAUUACGAUCGUCAAUUAUGUAAGGAAUACUUCGAUGCUUAUAGGGAGUGCAAGAAACAAUGGUUACAGUCGCGUAGGAGGGAUAAGUCCCAAUGGGAAUGGGACAGGGACGGUAAAGGAGCCUCCAGUAACGGUGACAAUCGUGCUGAUGAUGCUUCCUGUGUGUUGAUGUGA
Messenger RNA from Maudiozyma barnettii, 417 nucleotides. RefSeq names its product Cox23p (gene COX23). The record is from RefSeq and is a predicted model, not a curated record. The transcript has a single exon. Lineage: Eukaryota; Fungi; Ascomycota; Saccharomycetes; Saccharomycetales; Saccharomycetaceae. The coding region runs from base 1 to 417 and encodes 138 amino acids.